Molecule: messenger RNA, 3866 nt
Organism: Bactrocera neohumeralis
Lineage: Eukaryota; Metazoa; Arthropoda; Insecta; Diptera; Tephritidae
Exons: 1
Coding region: 2401-3741 (446 amino acids)
Source: RefSeq, a predicted model, not a curated record
ACAGCUGGCUCUGGCACAUUCCCCCUCCUUGAGGCUUAUGAUACGUGACAAUUUUCCGCAAUGCUCGUUUGGUCGGUCAGCCACCGCAUACUCAGACUAUUGUUUACGUCAGAAGAUAAAUUAGGGCAUCUUUAGGACGUCUAUUCGGCGCGGAUUGGCGCGUUCUCAAGCCUCUUUCCAAUAAAUUUCAUAACAAUUGUCCAAUUUUUCACAAAACAAAAAAUAACAACACACACAACAACAAUAUUGAAGAAAAAAAACCGCACUGAAAAAAUGUCGAAUGAUUAAAGGUGAUGUAAUGUGCGAAAGAAUUCUGCAAUGUUUACACAAAGAAAUGUACGGAGUCGUGAAGAAAGGAAAGGUGCCAGCAAGAAGGAAAGGACAUAUGGAAUGUUAGCACGGUUAUUGCAAUUCGAUAGCAAAUAGAAAUGGUUACAAACGAAAGUGAGAAAAGAAAGCCCAAUUGAAUGCGCGGGCAAACAGAGCCAUGUCAAUGGAAUAAAAUUUAAUGAAUUGUGAGCGCCGAUUGAGCAGAUGUUCGGUUAAUCUUAAGCAAUUGUACGGUGGAUUUUAUCGAUUCUUAUACACAUAUAGGAUUGUAUGUACAUACAUAUGAAUGUAUAUACACAUAUGUGUACUUACAUAAAUAUGUAUCAUACAUGCAUGCCUAGAUGAGGAGCAAAUGAGUCGCCACUAAAUUCUUGUACCGCAGAUAAUUAUUACUUUCAUAUCAAAAAAAAAAACUAUCGCAAUCACACACAGACACACGUACAUACACACGGUUCCAACCAGGAUUCAAUUCCUCCAAGCAUUUGAAACAUUUUUUUCCUAAGCACUUCCUUACUAAAUAUUGCUAAAAUAUCCACUGUGUACAAAUCAAUUUUGCAAAUACUUAAAGCAAACUGCAGAGCUGAACUGCAAAUCGAAAACGUAGAGCAGAUAGCUUAACAAAUGCGAAAGCUUGAACAAUGUUGAGUUUCAAGUAAUUUUAACUUCAAAGUAUGGAUCUAUAAAUCUAUAUUAUAUAUAUGUAUAUAUAUACAUAUAUGUAUGUCGUAUACCCGAAUCCAAAUUUUGCUCCACUCAUUCCCAACAAAGAUUUGUUUUCAACUCUACAAUUCUCACCCUUAUUAUAGCAAAGUCUUCAUAUAAUUUAGCGGAGACUUUACUCUCUUCAAAAAUGACAAGAGUUUGAAAAGGUGGUGCUGCCACGAUCCAAAGGAAAUGAAGUGGUUAAAACGUAGCACUGCUUGCACUCCGGUUCACAUUCGAGUUUUGUACACAGCGGUGAACGGACGAGUUUGCCGAGGCCAUAUUAUACAAACAGUGUCAGUGCCUUUUACGCGAAUAAAAUCAUACAUGCCUAUACCCCAACUGAAAUAAAAGCACCAUAGAAAACAACGAUUUUUAUUCAAGUGCUUAAAAAGGUAAAAAAUUGUGAAACGUGUAUAUGUAUGAUUGUGCAUGUUCUAUUAUUGGUAAUAAUUCAAAGCAGCAGCCCUUAUAAAAAAUUUUUUAAUCAAACUUUUAUGUACAUGCAUAUGUGCAUAUGUGCGUGUAAUAUAAUUCAUUACGAAUUGUUUAAAUACUUCUGAAGUGCACUUAAAAUGCGUGGUAUUCGCUAAAAAGCUUUGGAUAUAAUCGAUCAACGCGAAACUAAUUAAAACGGCUAGACUGUAAAUGAGCAUGCGCAGCCACGCGGACUAAACAACCACUUGCAGACGCAAUGCAAUACGGGCAGCAUCGCCACUCGAACACCACUUGAGGCCACUCUACAUUUAAAUGGAAUAAAAGGUACGGAAAUAGUGCGCGCGCGUUUUAAAGGUCGCAAAUCUGAGAAAGAGUUUCAAAAAAUAUGGGAGAGCACAAAAGAAAGCAAAAAAUUUGCAAAAGCAGUCGCUUUUUAAUUCCUGUUUUCCAAUUGAGACGAAAAUCUGCCAAUGGCAGCAACACAUUCUCAUACUCCGCGAAUAUCAGCACAUGCGCCAGAAGACAGCAAUUGGAGUGGCCAAACUACUUUACUUGCAAACAAAAACUGCGAAGUUAAUCAUUUGUAAACCUGAUUUUCACUGCCUUUUCCAUAAGCGCUUUGUUUAUCCGAUGUACGCAGACGAAUAUACAUACAUGAUUCGCUUUCGUUGCGCAGCUGGAAUGCCGGCAGGCAGAGUCGACUGCUGGACCCUUAAAUGCCGUCAAGAGUGAAAUUAGAAUAAAUAAUUUGGAAAAAACGUUUUGCGUACGUUAAAUUAAACUGAAGUGACAACUGAGUGAAUGCACACGGGUGCCAAUUUCUCUUUUUUUAUUCGGCAAUUUAAACAUUUUUUAAACUAAUAAUUUACACGGUUAAUUAAUUAGUUGUUCUCCUUUCUUUGCAGAUAUUUAACUAAAUUUCUAUAAACAAUGCUUAAGUGGGCAGUUAACACACCGCGACUGUCCUAUCUUACAGUGGACGAAUCAAAAGCAAAUACCGAAAACUUGCAGCUGAAAACUUUAAGCGCCUUAUCCCCGGGAAAACUCAACACUCCUAAUGAAAUAAUUUCCACCCAAACACAAACGCUCUCCGUCAAGCGGCAGAGGCUGAAACGGAAAUCUUCUGAUAUUUACCUUUCACGACGUUUGCAAAACUGGUUGGAUAAGGAAAAUCAAGUGACAUCUACUCCACUUCACUCAAGCUCAAAGGUAUAUAACAAAAACGGUCCUUUGCGUCGGCUUAACAGUUUCAAAGACUUAUCCAACAUCAUACCUUAUGAGAACGCUGUCUCAAACAAUCCCCCAAACCCAAACUUAUCACAGUUUAACGCACCAAGUCAGUGUAUAGAUAAUGAUAUAUUAACAAAGAACAAUCCUGUCAACUAUGCUACUACACUGCCUACUCUCGAAGUCGAAUACUCGCCAUGCGGCCUAGUUCCCGGACCGAUUCUGGCAUUGCGCGGUUUGGGUAUUGCUGAUAGAUACUUUGAUCAACCGCGAUAUCUGCCACAUAAUAAGAGCGAGGAAACUAUAGUACAAACAAAACCAACCAUUAAUAUAAUUAAUUCUACGUUUCAAAAUCAAAGGCAUACACGACGAUCUUUGAAUAGCAUACGCGAUGAUACUGCAUCAUUGAGCUCUUCCAAAAUGGGUGAUCAAACGCUGGAACGUAUGAUAGACGCGAUAUUGGAGAGCACAAGAAAGGAAAAGAAGCCUAUGAAGUUUGCGAGACAAUCAAAUAACCAGCAGUGCAUGGUAAUGUCACCCACAUACACACCUGCAGAAGAUCCCGCCAACGAUUUAAGUGAAUUUUGGAUUGAGACACAAAAUGAAGAGCCGCUUUUACAAACAAUGCGAAAGAAACGACGUUCUCGACCAGCUAGUGUUACAUCAAUAUACAGCGAGCGAGAGGUUCGGUCUCCACAUCGAACAAGCAACCGUAAACGUAAUAUUUUUCACUUGCGCCGACAGCGAGCAGUGCGUAGAAAACGGAAAACUCCUAAGGACAGCGUGAAACAAUAUACACAUAAAAUAGGUGAGCCAACAUCGACAAACAAAGAACUAACAGAAUCGGCCGAGCAUAAUUGUAAACGGGUUGAUAAUUCAAGCCCUGAUAGUGGUCACAAUUCCUUCAGCGAAUUGGAUGACAAUUCCAUCAUGCUGGAGAGUAAUUGCUUAGCGAUCGUCAGCCCGCUGGAGAGCUCUGAUCUGUGUGCUUUAAAUUCAACAAAACGGCGCCUUAGCUUUACAAAUCAGACGUCAAUCGUAUAGUAUACAUAUGCAUACCCAUACAUAUGUUUUAUGGAUUAGCGUUAUAAUUUGUUGCAUUUUCUGUUUAUUACUUGAUAUAACGUUUUUUUACAAUUUAUUUUCGAAUAAAAUCGUAAUCUUUUGUA